Molecule: messenger RNA, 1297 nt
Organism: Myripristis murdjan (pinecone soldierfish)
Lineage: Eukaryota; Metazoa; Chordata; Actinopteri; Holocentriformes; Holocentridae
Product: sialoadhesin
Exons: 12
Coding region: 32-1297 (421 amino acids)
Biological process (GO): cell-cell adhesion
Cellular component (GO): membrane
Source: RefSeq, a predicted model, not a curated record
UGUGAUUCAUCUGGCAGGGGCUGCAGCAGAGAUGGGCGUUGGUCUGACCGCCGCUGUGUUGAUCGCCUCUCUGAUGCAAGGUGUCGUGUGUAAUGACUGGGGUGUGACGCUGCCUAAAAGUGUGCGGGCCGUCAGCGGGUCGUGCCUCAGGGUCCCGUGCCGGUUCGAGAUCCAGGCCUUGUAUGAAGCCGACCUCCUGAACUGCUCCAAGGGCGGAAUCUGGAAGAGAGGAAGUGGCAGCGGCCAAAAUGUGUUGAUAUCCAGCCAAUCAAAAGACAAGAACAUCAUCCCGGGGGAAAUUAUCGGGGACGUGCUGAGCAAGAACUGCACCACAGUGUUCAGCCGCCUCUGGCACCACCACAGCGACACCUACAUCUUCAGGCUGGAAUGUCCCAAUCAGCUCAAGUUCAACUUCGCUCCUGACAUCCGCAUCGACGUUCAGCGAGACCCGCCUCCUCCUCAGCUGAGCGCUCCAGGUGUGUCCGAGAGGCAGACGGUCAGCCUGCGUUGCUCAGCCGCUGUUCCCUGUCCCGCUCUGCCGCCCAGACUCACCUGGCUUCUCCCGGAGGGCGACAUGGAGGAGGUGACACAAACACAUGAGGAUCAGGACGCUCUGAUCAGCAUCGUCUCCACGGUGACCUUCCAGGCCUCGGCCAGCCAUCACAAUCAGACCUUCACCUGCUCUGUUUCCUACCCGCUGACAGAAGGGGGCAGCACCGAGCCGUCUGCCAGGACACACACACUCCAAGUCCUCUAUGCCCCCAGAAACACGGUGGCCUCUCUCAGCCCCCCUGGUCCUGUUUCUGAAGGUCAGGCUGUGACCUUGACGUGCUCCAGCGACGCCAACCCCCCCGUGCAGCGCUACACCUGGUACCGAGACGAGAAGGGACAGCUCACCAGGAGGGGAGAAACAAAGGAGCUGCUGCUCUUAGCCAGCAAGGCGGAGAGGGGAGUUUAUCUGUGUGAAGCUCACAACCAGAGAGGAUCUCAGAGGUCCCAGCCUGUGGCUUUGGAUAGUGAUGAACGUUGCCUGUCGCUUCUCUACAUCAUAUGUGGAUUGAUGGUGGUCCUGUACAUCGUGACCGUCGCCAUGGGCGUUUAUAAGUAUCGAAGUCUUUCCAGGAGACUGAAGCAGAUAGAGCUGAAGGCGAAGGGAGAGCACACCUACGCUGCCCUGAGAGCCUCCAGUGUCACCUCUGAGUACGACGAGCCCCAGCCCAAAACGACACACCGUGUUGAAGCUCCCUGCUAUGAGAACCCCAUCGCCAUGGGAACCAGAAAACAGAGAUCAACCUGA